CGCGAGACAGCUCUUCUUACAGUACUUGUAGACAUUUUGUCGGCUCAGAAAAUUAUGGACGGCAUCAAACUCAGGGAAUGGUACUGCUGAGGUAGUUAAAAGCCAGAAGACGUCGGCAUUUAAGGCCAAAUCCAUAAAUAUAUAUCCAGGUAGGAGACGAAUAAUCUCCCAUCAUGCCUUUGGUGACGCGAAACAUCGAACCGCGGCACCUCUGUCGCCAAUCGCUGCCAAAUACAAUCAAGAGUGAACUGGAGUGUGUGACCAACAUCACACUGGCAAACAUCAUUCGCCAGCUUGGAUCGCUCAGCAAGUAUGCGGAGGAUGUGUUCGGCGAGCUGUUUGUUCAAGCCAGUACGUUUGCUGAACGGGUCAAUACUCUGGGAGAGAGAGUGGACAAGCUGCAGGUCAAAGUCACCCAGCUCGACCCUAAAGAGGAAGAAGUGUCACUUCAGGCAAUCACCAGCCGCAAAGCCUUCCACUCUAAUCUCAUCCAGGACCAGCAGCUCUUCAUCAGGGCUUCACUGCCGCAGCCCAUCAAUGAGACCUAUCUGACCUGCAAUCAGCCGCCGCCACUGGACAAGCUCAGCCCUUACAGGGAGGAUGGCAGGGAGGCGCUUAAGUUUUACACUGAUCCGUCUUACUUCUUUGACCUUUGGAAAGAGAAAAUGCUUCAAGAUACCAAGGACAUUAUAAAAGAGAAACGCAAACACAAGAAGAAGAAAGAUGACAAUGUUAACCGAAGGAACUUGAACCCUCGGAAGAUCAAAACCCGUAAAGAUGAAUGGGAACGCCAGAAAAUGGGGGCGGAGUUUGUUGUCCCCAAAAGUGAUGCCUUGGGCAACUCUUCGGAAGCAUUGAACGGCAGUAUCGGCUCUGGUGAUGAUGGCUACAUCCACACUGAUAGUUAUUUGGAACAAAGCACUAACUCCUACAGCUACGAUCCCGGCUCUCCUCUCCCACCUCCAGCGCAGGAGGAUUUCCCACCUCCACCACCUCCAGACACGCAGUUUAAUGAAUCUGGUGGUGUUCAUACAAAGCGUGGCAGUGUUUUAAGCCCCAGCCAUCCUCCUCCAGCUCCACCGUCCAUGCCUUCUUCCCCAGGCCGUCCGACUGUGGCUCCUCCUCUGGCUCCUCCACCGCCUCCACCUCCCGGCGGGAUGAUCCCACCUCCACCUCCUUUAGGUUUUGAUUCGCCUCCGUCUCCUCCUCCGUUCUCCGGCAAUGCUGUUUCCAUCCCGCCUCCACCACCCAUGGAUUCGAGUAUCCCAGCUCCUCCACCCCCACCCAUGGCUGGUGGACCUCCUCCUCCUCCACCUCCGCCUCCUCCUCCAGGGCCUCCACCUCCAGGACCUCCUCCACCCUCUGCUCCAGGUCCACAUCCAUCAGCAGGAGUCUCUGCUCCAUCUGCACCCAAAGCUCAGCCGGCUCCAGCCGCCGGUGAUGCUCGCAGUGACCUCCUCGCAGCCAUCCGUCAAGGGUUCAACCUGCGUAAAGUGGAGGAGCAGCGAGAGCAGGAGAAGCGGGAUCACAAUGGUAAUGAUGUGGCGGCCAUUCUGUCUCGCCGUAUCGCUGUGGAGUGCAGCGACUCUGAGGAUGAUUCGUCUGAGUUUGAUGAUGACGAUUGGUCCGACUGAAGCAUCUUCAUCACCUGUGCAACCACAUCAAGAUCAUUCCUGUUAGACUCGCACUUCUCAUAUCAUAUUACUGUUUACUUUCAGUGUGGCCAAAAGCAAAUAAGGGGAAGCGGGCCAAAGUGUGUGUGUGUGUGUGUGUCCGGAAGGUCUAAUCUAAAUGAGAGAGUGAAUUAUUUAGUUCUUAAUCCCUCUCCUCUUUCAGAGAGCAUGUGGCUCUGUACAAUGUGGCCAAAGGGAUACUGAGAUCAUGUUCUAGUGUGUGUUUGUGCGUGUGCGCGAGUGUAUGUUUGUGCAUGAGAGUUUGUGCGGUGCAUGCUUGCAAGCAUUUGAGCGAGCAUGCAUGCAAGUGUUUGUAACGUGUGUGUGUGUGUGAGUGAGUGUUUGUGCGUGUGCGCGAGGACAAGUGUUUGCACAUGCAAGUUUUUGUGAGCGUUUGUGCAUGCGAGUGUUUGCAUGCGAGUGUUUUCAGGCAAGCGUGCGUGCGAGCGUGCGUGAGCGUUUGUGCGUGCGAGCGUUUGUGCGUGCGAGCGUUUGUGCGUGAGCGUUUGUACGUGCGUGCGAGCGUUUGUGCGUAAGCGUGUGUACGUGCGUGCGAGCGUUUGUGCGUGACCGUUUGUACGUGCUUGCGAGCGUUUGUGCAUAAGCGUUUGUACGUGCGUGCGAGCGUUUGUGCGUGAGCGUUUGUACGUGCGUGUGAGCGUUUGUACGUGCGUGCGAGCGUUUGUGCGUGAGCGUUUGUACGUGCGUGCGAGCGCUUGUGCGUAAGCGUUUGUACGUGCGUGCGAGCGCUUGUGCGUAAGCGUUUGUACGUGCGUGCGAGCGCUUGUGCGUAAGCGUUUGUACGUGCGUUUGUGCAUAAGCGUUUGUACGUGCGUGCGAACGUUUGUACGUAAGCGUUUGUGCGUGACCGUUUGUACGUGCGUGCGAGCGUUUGUGCGUAAGCGUUUGUACGUGCGUGCGAGCGUUUGUGCGUGACCGUUUGUACGUGCGUGCGAGCGUUUGUACGUGGCUGCGAGCGUUUGUGCGUGAGCGUUUGUACGUGCGUGCGAGCGCUUGUGCGUAAGCGUUUGUACGUUCGUGCGAGCGCUUGUGCGUAAGCGUUUGUACGUGCGUGCGAGCGCUUGUGCGUAAGCGUUUGUACGUGCGUGCGAGCGUUUGUGCAUAAGCGUUUGUACGUGCGUGCGAGCGUUUGUACAUGAGCGUUUGUGCGUGAGCGUUUGUGCGUAAGCGUUUGUGCGUGAGCGUUUGUGCGUAAGCGUUUGUGUGUGCGUGCGAGCGUUUGUGCAUGAGAGUUUGUACGUGUGCGAGCGUUUGUGCGUGCGAGCGUUUGUGCGUGCGAGCGUUUGUGCGUGAGCGUUUGUGCGUGCGUGCGAGCGUUUUUGCGUGAGCGUUUGUGCGUGCAAGCGUUUGUGCGUGCGUGCGAGCGUUUGUACGUGCGUGCGAGCGUUUGUGUGUGCGUGCGAGCGUUUGUGCGUGAGUGUUUGUACGUGCGUGCGAGCGUUUGUGCGUAAGCGUUUGUACGUGCGUGCGAGCGUUUGUACGUGCGUGCGAGCGUUUGUGUGUGCAUGCGAGUGUUGUGCGUGAGCGUUUGUACAUGCGAUCGUUUAUGUGGGUGAGCAUUUGUGUGCAUGCAAGUGUUUGUUUGUUUGUGUGUGUGAGUGUUUGUGCGAGUGUGCGAGCACGAGUGUUUGCAGAUGCACUUUUUUUGCGAGCGUUCGUGCAUGCAAGCAUUUGUGUGUGAGUGUUUGUUUGUGCUUGCAUGUGCGAGUGUUUGUGCAUGCGUUCGAGUGGUAGCGUUGUGUGUGAGCGUUUGUCCAUGCGAGCGUUUGUGCAUACGAGCGUGCAUGUGUGCGAGUGAUUGAGUGUGUGCGAGUGUUUGUGCUUGUGUGCAUUAGUUUUUGUACGUGUGCGCGAGCACGAGUGUUUGCACAUCCACAUUUGUUUGUGCAUGUGAGGGAACGAGCGACUGUUUGUUUGUGCGUGAGUGUUUGUGUACAUGAGCACAAUUGUGUGUGUGCAUUUGUGUUUUGUGUGUGUUUGGCCAUUUAUGCAUGUUUGCGUUCUAUGUGUUUGAUUGUGCACACUUGUGUUUGUGUGUGUUUUCGUGUCUUCCUCUUUAUACACCAGUAUAGAUUUAGUUCAAUCUCACCAUUACCAUUAUUCCGUAUGAAUUAAUCAACUCAAGCCUUACUUAAAGCAAGACCAGACACCCUUUCUGAUGCAGAUUUUCCAAUAGUUCGUCUCUCUCUCUCGCACCUCGAGGGAUAAAAUAAUUCUCCAUCACCAAAAGUGCUUCUAUUUGUGUCCUGAACAGAAUGAUGUUUGUCAGCCGCACAGUUCUAGUCCUUUUCUUUCUGUCUCUUAUGUUCAGCCCAAGUGCCUGCUUCAUGAUGCCUGUUGUUUUAAUGCCAAAGUUUUAGAAAUUAUGCAAGAUUUUGAAAUCAAAGAAAGUGAGAUUGUUUUAUUUGAUGUAUGUGGGUAAUAAUUACGAGAUUUUUUUCUAUCAGCAACUGAAAUAAAAUCUUAAAUGUA
Messenger RNA from Danio aesculapii, 4166 nucleotides. It is a transcript of the gene wasf2, whose product is annotated as WASP family member 2. Gene Ontology annotation, molecular function: actin binding; Arp2/3 complex binding; protein kinase A regulatory subunit binding. The record is from RefSeq and is a predicted model, not a curated record. Gene Ontology annotation, biological process: positive regulation of Arp2/3 complex-mediated actin nucleation; actin cytoskeleton organization. The transcript has 9 exons. Lineage: Eukaryota; Metazoa; Chordata; Actinopteri; Cypriniformes; Danionidae. The coding region runs from base 174 to 1634 and encodes 486 amino acids. Gene Ontology annotation, cellular component: cytoskeleton.